Amyelois transitella is the source of this 5273-nucleotide messenger RNA. It is a transcript of the gene Pak3, whose product is annotated as serine/threonine-protein kinase PAK 1. Gene Ontology annotation, cellular component: cytoplasm. Bases 197 to 1693 code for a protein of 498 amino acids. The record is from RefSeq and is a predicted model, not a curated record. Gene Ontology annotation, molecular function: protein serine/threonine kinase activity; ATP binding. The transcript is spliced from 2 exons. Gene Ontology annotation, biological process: intracellular signal transduction; protein phosphorylation; regulation of axonogenesis. NCBI's taxonomy places the organism in Eukaryota, Metazoa, Arthropoda, Insecta, Lepidoptera, Pyralidae.
UUGACAGAUGAUAUAGUAAGUGCCUGCCUGCUGCUUUUAUGUCCGUCCCUGAUUAGAAACCUAGACCACUCCUAUUAAUACGAAAACUAGUAUACCUUGUUUAUUGACUGUUUCGGAAGAGAUGUAGUGUUGUGAUCUCAUUAUCGUAGUGUCAUGGCCUAGUGUUUGUGAACGAAAGUUAUAGAAACUAGUCAAGAUGAGUGGGCGCUCCAACCGCGGAGUGUUUGGGAAGUUGUUCUCGAAGAAGAAUCACCACCGAGAAUCGGAGCGAGUUGCGGAGAUAGGGAUGCCAACAAAUGUGAAACGACACAUUCAUGUGAGCAAAAACUCAGAGACAGGCAUGCUUGAGGGCUUGCCCACACCUUGGCUGCGAGUCCUGAAUGCCCAGAUUACGCCCGCUGAGCAAAAUGAAAAUCCAGACGCGGCUAUCAAAGCCGUCAUAUUCCACAUGUACCAGAUGCAAAAGGAGAAAGCUCAGGAUGAGCCAUUCAAACCUUUUGUCACGCCUGAAGCGAUCACCCAAGAAGACAUGGAGAUGAAGAAACUUGUAGACCAUAAAAAUGCUCACCAAAGUCAAGAUUCUGACCUAUCCUUAGGCCAGAGUAGUGAAGAGGAUAUUGUAGUGCCAACUGAAAAUUACUCACAGAGGCAGACUAUGCCUGCAACUCCUAUAACAAAUAAUUUAAAGAAAAAGGACCCUGCAGUAGACUUGACGGCAGUUCUGGAAGACCUUACUCUCAUUGGAGAUGAACCUGAGGAAAGUCCCAUUAUGAGGAAGAAAGAUAUUCGGUCAACAUUAACUGAUGAGGAGGUCUACGAGGAACUAAAAAGGAUUUGUAAUAAGGACGACCCAUACCUGAGGUUUGAGAGGGUAAAAGAGCUGGGGGCUGGUGCUUCAGGUGUCGUGUUCAUCGCCAUCGAUAGUAAGGAUAAUUCCAGGGUAGCCAUCAAGGACAUAGACCUAACUAAACAGACCAAAAAGGAGCUUAUACUCAACGAAAUUAAUGUCCUGAAAGAUUUCAACCACAAGAACCUGGUCAAUUUCCUUGACGCUUUCCUUAGUUACGACCAUCUCUGGGUCGCUAUGGAGUUGCUUGAUGGGGGCUCGCUCACCGACGUCGUAACAGAAGUAGUCAUGAAAGAAGGACAAAUAGCUGCCGUGUGCCGGGAAACGCUGCAAGCCAUAUCCUUCCUACACUCAAAAGGGACAAUUCAUAGAGAUAUCAAAUCUGACAAUGUUCUGCUCGGCAUGGACGGAACAGUGAAAGUAACCGAUUUCGGUUUCUGCGCAAAUAUAGUCGGCGACGAAAAGAGACAGACAAUGGUCGGUACGCCAUACUGGAUGGCGCCGGAAGUCGUCACAAGGAAGCAGUACGGUAAGAAAGUUGAUGUCUGGUCCCUAGGGAUCAUGGCCAUCGAGAUGAUCGAAGGUGAACCUCCUUACAUGAAAGAGACACCUUUGAGGGCGUUGUAUUUGAUAGCGGCUGUCGGGCGCCCCAAGAUACCCAGGUGGGAGAAGCUAUCCCCUAAUUUCCAGGACUUUUUGGACAAGUGCCUUCAAGUAGACGUAGAUGAACGUGCCACGGCCGACGACCUGCUGGCGCAUCCAUUCCUGGAUUGUGCCAUGGAGCUGCGAACCCUCACGCCGCUCAUAAAGGCCGCGCAAAAGAUUCUACACAAAAAUUACGACUGAGCUGUAACUCUCCCAUUCCCAUUUACCCCCACUUUUGUAGCUGUUCGCGAUUUUCUAUAUAAUUUUAGGGAACUCACGGAGGUGCCAAUUUUUACAAUAGGUAGUAUUUUGCUGUGCAAGUAAAUUUAAAGGUAUUUUAUACCUAUGAUCAAGUUACAAAAAGUAUUUUGGUAAUGUUUAUUUAAAUGAAAAAAUAAAUUCUGGAUUUGUUUAUAAAAGGUUGAUAUUGACUUUACUAUUAAGUACUAUGUUAAUUUUAGACACGAAGCAUAUUUUUGAGAGAAGAUAGUUUGUAAUUAUGUUAUUUUUUCUAUUUAGCAUAAAGCACAUGAUUUGACAACACGCGAUAGUGCUACAAGUCUUAUCGACGCGAUAUGUUAUCUACAGAUAUCUAUAUUAUCUAAGUAUAGAUAUUUAACAUCACACAAAGAUAUAGUAUGACGGCCUAUGAACCAUGUACAAUACUGAAAUGCCAUAUAUAUUCCAAAGUAAAUAGUAUUGAAGCAUUUGCCUAAAGCAAUGUCUACAUUUUAGUUACUUAAGUUAUUCUGUCCAAUUCAUAAGAGCUGAUUGCUUGUGCAUUUAUGUAAUUAAAAAAUGUAUAAUUCGAUAUUUUUUGUAGAUAGCAAAACUUGAUGGACAUUUCUGUAACAUCAUUGCCACAAUUUAAACAUUACAGCUUGUUAUUUGGUACAUUUAUUUAAUUAACAGCCUUCGAAAUGAUAUUAUCACAAAAUUUUUUUUCCAGACAUUAAAAAUUCAAGUCGUAGAAAUAUUGUAUUAACUUCAACAAGAUUAAUUAUCAAAUAAAUUAUGAUCAGUAUUAUAAUUGAAAUGUCUAAUGUUGAGAUCUUACAAAAGAAAAAUAUACAAAACAAAUAUAAUUCUGAAACGAAUUUAAACGGCCUUCGCGCUACUCGAAGCGCGUGUUUUAGAAGAUACCGUGUAAUUGUUAAAUUGGUUUCCAAUUAUACUUUAACUGCUUGUUUUUAACCAACAAAUGGGGAGCAUCAAUAAAUGUUAUGUAUGUAACAUCAAUAAAUACAUACAACAUAUUUUUUACUAAAAUAUUUUUUGAUAUUUUGUGGCCCGUAUUUGGAGCGUACAUUUGUUUCCAUUUAAUUUACAAAAGCGGGAAACAUUUUACUUUUUAUCUUGAGAAAGCCUUUCCAAAAGUUUUGCUAUCACAUUAUGUAAAAAAAAAUUUGGUGCGUGGAAUUGUUUUUACCAAAAAUGUACAUAAUUAAAUGUUUAACUAGUCUUAUGUCUCGGUUCUUUUUAUAUUCUAACUUCUACACAAUUUUGAAAUUCCAUAGACUAUACAGUCAUAUGAUUCAAUCACAUUCCUUUUAACCCCGAUCAAUGUAAUGUAAACAAAUGGAGUUUUAUUUUAAAAUCUUGAAAAAUUUCCAGCUAGAAUAAACUAACGCCGUAAGCCUAACUAAAUAUAAGACUGUAUCUUACUAAUAUUUGUACGUAUGUAUUAAGACUUCUUGUUUUUGACCGUCUUGAGUAAAGACGUUAGAAUACCUUCACGAAAUUAACUCUUCUUUCCAAUCAAGGAAGGCCCAAGUAUUGUGUAAAACAAAACACAUGCGUUUGCUAAAUGAUGAUACUUCUCAAGACUAGGUCUACAAAUUGAUGAUCUAUAAAAACAAACGAAAUUAUAAGUUUCAAUGUUUUUAUAUCUAAAGUUAUCAUUGAUCCGGUUUAUACAUUUAUGAUGUAUUUAAAUUACUUUGACCUUUAUUCAAAAGUCACUUAUAAUACCAAAAUUAUUUCAAGAGACUCAAAAGGUUCUCAUUAGUUUUGUAAGUCGAAACUUCUAUUGGUGGUUGUAUAAAAACCCGUUUAUAUACAAUCAACAACAUGAGUAAUAAAAGUACAGAAUCUUUGAAUGUGUCUUGCAAUCAAAAUGAACCGGGUAUCACGUACAAUAUAGAUUACAACAGUAAUUUGGUUAAUAAAAUUGCCAGCGGCUCACGUCCGGCGCCCUUGGGUGCGCAGACGCAGACGACAAUGUUCUAAGAAAUCAUUAGGGAAACGAUCGAUAAAAUAUGUUUAUUAUUUUUAGAACAUAAUAUAUGUACAUAUUUAGACUUGGAAAAAAAACUAUUAAUGUUGCCAUUUGAGAUAAUGUAGUUUUUAAAAACAAAUUUUAUGCCUCCUCAAGCAGAAAGAUAAUGAACUGCCUAUUUAUAGGAUGUACUUAUUGGUUAUAGUAAACAAUAUCUCGAAAUUAUCUGAGGGGAACUAUAAAAUGGCAUCUUGAUAAGAAUUGGCGUUGUAGAUAACUUUUUAGUUUCAUACACUUUUAUAAGAUUUUCUAUUAAGAAAAUGCGUUAUUAUAUGCGCGCCGCGUUCAGAAUUAUACCAUGUAUGUAUAAAACUAAAUUCUGAAAUAGUGGCGUUUGCCUACUUGUUAAUGUUCAUGACCAUCCAUCGCUGACCAUCUGCGGCAGAGAGGUAUUGAAUCAGACUUUUGACAGUAUUGUAUACCCAUUUUGUUCCCAUAGUAUUAUGAAUUGUAUUGUCUAGUGUAAAUUUUUCUCAUACAUAAUGAUUGACAAUAAUUUUGUUCUUUUGACAUUACUUAUCCUAUUUUAUCCCUUUGGUCGCGUGAAGUCGCAAUUGCAAGAUGAAUAUGAAUAUAAUUAUCAGAUUACCUAUCUGAUAAUUAUAUUCAGCUUCCUACCCCCACAAAUUUUGGAAGUAGAUUUUCUGCCAAUCACUCUUGUUAUGAUGAAUUUAUGAUUCCCAAUGACUGGUCUAAAGAGAAGUAUCAUCGUACCAUAGGAAUCAGAAUAAUUAUUCCAAUUAUUCCAGUUUUUAUGCACCAAACCUAAUUGAUUCCGAUUUAUUUUAAACUUUAAUUAAAUCUUUUUCACAUCAACUUCUAUAUGUGAGCAAGAUAGCAAUACAUUAAUUUAUAAGGUUAAUUAUAGCUGCGUUUACCGCGCGUUUGCAAUGCUAUUUUCGUAUAUAAUGCAGUCAUUUCCUUGUGUAGAUUCAGGAUAAAUUUAGGCUUUGGAGGCAUUUAUAAAAUUUCUUUCCACCGCGAGUGCCUCAAGCGAUAAAUCUAAGAUAUUAUAGUGUAAGUCAGCGUUUCUUAGUUUUUGGAUAAAAGAAUAAUGUCAAAGUAGAGUACAAGAAAUACAUUCAAAAUACAAUAAGAUUGCCUUCCCUUCAAGGGAUAUAGACUUGUAUAUGUGUGUAACAUUAACUCUAUACCUAACAUCUGGAUGUUGUAUAAUUCGUUGAUUGAUCAUAAAGGAAGGAACAUUUGCUAUAAAAAAGGAUAUGAGUUUUUACCUACAUAUUUUUUAUUAUUUUUAUAAAAAGGGAUAUAGACGUGUAUAUAUAUAUAUAUAUAUUUAUGUAAUUAUUUUACCAGAUGAAAAUAACUGAAUGCUAAGAAACGCUACUGUAGCCAUAGUUAUCACACGCAACGAAAUCGUGUAAUAUAAAUGUAUUCGCUAGGUACUGCUGUAUGUAGUAUGUAAGUUUAUAUACACCAAUGACACUUUUUGAACAUUUUAUUAUUGCAGAUUUGCCUAUUAAAUUAUUUUUGUAAACUUUA